Messenger RNA from Dicrocoelium dendriticum, 5106 nucleotides. The record is from the annotation of a GenBank genome assembly. Lineage: Eukaryota; Metazoa; Platyhelminthes; Trematoda; Plagiorchiida; Dicrocoeliidae.
GUGUAGCUUGGAACGCAGUAAGAAUGAGUUUACCUGCUGAGUCGGAUUAUUUUUUACAUAACUCAAGCCGGCAGGAUGAAUAGAACGAACACAAUGUCGUGAGGAUACGUGUAAUAUCUGAAAACCCAGCAUUCUGGCAUUGCACCCCGCAGUCAAAUGUGGAUCUCAUGAUUGGAGAGAACGGUUCCGUUAUGACGGAUGUUCAGUCUAACGAGGGUCCUACCGAAGUAGCACACAGUUUCCCGAGACAUCAUAAGGUGAGGCCACUAAACAUUGAAUGGGACGGACGUAUUGGAUAUCGUGUAACGCAAAAAGUUCCAAAUGGGGGGCAUUCAUUCCGCCACAGAAUCCCACCUGCACAUGUGAAACAGCACUCCGGGAACCUUUUUUCUGAAACGAAUGCGGAGCCGAUAGCUCACAACCUUAGUGAUUCAAGACCGGAAUCGCCCGUGCUCCUCAUUGAUGAACUUGAACCUACCCCGCUGCACCAACGGUCAUGGACAACCACACCCACAAACAAGCGUUAUGAAGAAGCGGAUUCCUCCCCGCGAAGGAUAGCGCUGAAAAAUACGUCUAAUGAUUCCAACGACUAUUCUGAACUAAAUGAUCAUGCGAAUAGACAGAAAUUAAUAUUAUUUGACGCUCCGCCGUCACUGAAAACUGGUGCGAUCAAACCGCCUCACGGUCGAGUUGAGCCUUUCUAUGUCGACGGCUCGAAGAUAUUUAGCAGGCGACCUACACCAGUAGUAGUUGAAAGACGCUACCGGCCAAGUCCUUCUUUGUCUCCAUUAAGGCGCACGGCUACUCUCCCGGUACAUGGAACGGCGGCUAGGGAGAAAAGCAAACUCGAUGAAACCUUCCAUAUAGCCAAGGAUUCACUUAGAAGACACCAAGUCGCGAGGUUGAACAGAAGCUAUGAGCGGAGCGAGCAUCGACAAUACGAAGUUCAGAAAAAUUACGAAAAACCCCUCCAGAUCGACGAUUCUGAAGGAAAUCAGCUCAAAUUGCCAUCACUUAGCAGCUCUAUCAGCGUUCGAAAUGUUGGCAAUCCUUUAUGCUCUGAAUUUGCAACAGCUGAACCAUCGGAUGCAACAGACAGCACUACCACAUUGAGGGACGGUGGGUUAUUGAGGGAGACACUCAAUCCACAGUGGACACACAAUCCUAAUCAUGUGAAAAUAAUGAAGCAUAUCAACUCGGUGGACACGAACAACGAACACGUAAAAACGGCAACCAGCUCACUAAUUCCCACAAAACCGCUUCGUUCAGUGCGGAGCAACCCUUCCAGUCCAAUUUUAGGCAAACCGCAUGAGCAUUGCUCAGUUUACAAAGGUUCAGUAUCGCCCCAUCGUACGCCAUCGGCUAAUAAGAAUCAGGGUAAUGUCUCUGGCCUGCCACCUGCUCCCAGGAGAGCGAGCCCAAAUCGUUCGACUCGCCGAGAUCCAGCCACUGGUGCAGUUCUUUCUCCUACAGGGCCACCGGUGGAGCAAGUGAGUACACUCAUUGAACCAGCAACAGGACAGCAGAAACAAGUCACCACCCGGUCGCAGUCAUUCACCGAUCUCAACCGAAAUGUUAUCCUCACCGAGUUGGACGAAACCAUAGAAAGUGAUGAAACUAUGGAACAUUGCAUUAAGAAAAGGCUUGUAAGAAAGGGUCACAACAACUCAGUAAGAGAGCGGAAGUCAACUGACCGGACUGAUAAUUCUCCCAGGCAGUUGUCAACAAAGCAUGAGAAUGCACUACCCACUGUACCAGAUCGCAUGGGACUAACAGCAGAGAAACAGCUACGCGAGAAAAUUGAUGAGAUUGAAGAAUUGAUUACUGAAUUGAAAACUCGCUCCAACCAGCUGGUCAAAGCAACCGACAGUACGAUAAAACCUUACCCCAUGUCUUCUUGGGCGGUGAGCCAAGCAACGCCGGGUAGAGCGACAAGCCAGACAAAUAUCCCAGGUUACACCAGCCUCGGCCGACCACAAUGGACAUCUGAUUUAAAUAUACGGAGCACAACGAACUACAAACAGAUGCCAAUGCAUUCCACCUAUUCGGCUCACCGAGAAAAUAUGCAAAGGCGAGAGGAACAGCGUAGAGCGACAGAGGCGGAACAACGUUCCACUCGCUACUUCGAUGACAGUAAAGUGGCUGGCGGAGCGGAAGUUUUGGAAGAAGUGGAGACAAUCACUUUGCAGCCGAUUGGGCGCGGAGUGCACGAUCUUGAACCAACCGGGUCGGUUGGACGGUCGUACAGAGCCUACACACCAACUGGUAGUGUGCAGUCCAUUAGAUCGGUUCCCAUCAGAUGGAGCAAAAUACAGCCCGAAAACCUGACGCGGUUCCAUUCUCAACAACAGGAGACAGGUCACCGGGGUUGGGCUCAUCAGAUGUCAGCUCAGUCCCCGAAAUUAGUGCAUGAAUCGGCCUCAGCUGAUUUUUUCAACUUUAUUGGCACCCCAGUUAUUCACUCAGGUCCUUUUCCCUAUAGUAAUUCGGCCGAAUUCCAAGGCCCGUUGAGGGUUGACACCACGUCCUAUCGACCCAGACAUCAAGGUCGGCAAAAUUUGUCACCACUUGGAAUAACACGAAGUCUACCGCGUACAACUGGCUCUGCUAGCCCCAGAAACUGUGAACAACGGAGUCCAAAAGGGAUGGUAGUUCGACGGCCGAUGUUCUCCACGCUGAAUGCACAUGAGUCGAGUUCUCCGGCUUCUAGGGCCUAUACACCGGGUCCAGAUCAAUCAGAUGGGUAUCGUACUAUUGCUACCACGAACGUGCACAGGGAAAUUCCUACUUCAGGGGGUCCAUCGCCAUUUGCUGGGAUUCGUCAAAACUCACUCUACGAGGGGAGAGGCUCGGAGAAUAGAUACCGGACGUCGCAGCCACUGGACUCACACUGGCGAGCCACGACCGUGCCUCCAAACUACGCCGGGAGCGUCAGCGGAAUGAGUGCAUCCGGAGAUGCUUCUGAAUGGGAACAAGUGUUGUUGAAACAAGUGAAGAACACGUUUCGCGAGUGGUACAUGCCAGAAAAAAGCAGAGAAGAUGUGGAAAACCUACUCCGAGAUAGGGAGCCCGGUAGCUUUAUCGUGCGAAAUCGACUCUCCCAUGAGAACAGUUUUAGUCUUGGGCUGAAGGCCCCUGGGCUCCCAGAUCCGUACAGACAUGGGUCCAUCAAGCACUACAUCAUCAACUCCGUUCCUAUGCACGAUGGUAGAGGGACUGGACUGCAGUUGAGCGGCUUCAGCGAUCAGCCAGUGUUUCCGGACUUUGUGUCUUUUGUGCAUCAUCAUUGUAUGCACGCCGGACCUUUUCCAUGUGCCCUUCGCCUCCCCAUAUCAUUCGCAUCAAGUCAACCUCCGUCGAAUGCCUACGGAUCGAUAAACAAAGUCAAGAUGCCAGCUGGAGGAGGCGGAGUGGUGGUUGACAUGCUUUAUCUGGGAAGUGUGCAGGUAGACAAACUGGAAACUCUUUCGGCCGUAAGAAAGGCCGUGACCAAAAUCUUGGGACAGGCGUCAACCAACGGUAAGGGGCUCUCCAAACGCUCUGUCGUGACCGUCAGCGCAAAGCCAAACGAGGGUGUUCGGUUCUCCGGAUCGACGAAACGUGGCAAGAUGGACGAGUCAAUCAAGCCAAGUGACAUCAGUUUUUGCGGACUUGAUCCAGAAGGUCGAACUUUCUCUGGAGAAGAAUUACGGGCUCGUGGACUGACUCAAGCAAGGAUGUUUGGAAUAGUGGCCCGCUCAAAGCCAAUCUGGAUGCACGGGAAUCUUGUAUUCGUCUUUUCUGAAUUGGAUCCCAACCAGUCCGCAUUAAGCCUGAUCAGUUAUAUCAAUCAGGUGUUCGUCAGCUAACCACCACAGCAUCUGCACUGUACUGCCCAGUACCUCAUCUUGCCUUAAGUUUUUAUACCCCUUUCGAGUUUGUUGUAAAGUGGCACCGCGUUGAGGCCAAGCAAUAAACAUUGAGCUCUUCGUUUCGAAACUUGGGAGGCGCUUUAUAGAUGACAAGUCAGCACCACCAGUUUUUUGUUUCCUGCUGAGAACCUUCUAUCCUACAUAUUACCAAAUUAAGCAGCGCUUGUGUUAUUCUGAGUUAGACAUCGAGCACGCUGCUUCUUUCUUCCUGGAUAGCCCCUUUUCGAGAUCACCGAGACUUCUAAAUCCAAUUUCUACUUUUGUAAAAGAGACUACGGUACACUAUCAGUUCACUGACUGUUCGUUUGCGUAUUCCAUGUGUCGUCAUCAUUAUUGUUUAUUUUACACAAAACGUAAGCAUUACGUUAUUCACUGCAUCAAGCCGAGAUCAAACUGUGAAGUAUUCAAGCACUGUCAGUGACCAAAAUGAACUCGCGCCACCUGAAAAGGCAUAAUCAUUUUACCGCUGGCUGCACAUCUUUAGCUACUCAACCGGUAUAUCUAGCAAUCUAACUCAUCGUCUACCUUUCACUCACUUUAUUUCGUCUCACAGUAGACAGAGUCCUUCACAGUCGAUCCAGAGACUAGUAAUUUCCAGCCCUAUCAAACAGAUUAUACGCAGCCACAAAUUAUAUACAGAUGUGUGUGCACGCGUAUAUAACGAACAUCGUAUAAACAAGAGAUUGACGCACAUUUCAAAUGUUCCAAUGGUGAUCAACAUUUUACCGCCACCCAUGACUCUUAAUAACGGGAUAAAUUUCAUGGAUAACCGCUACACAAGCAACAUUUUUCAGUGUCUGCAAGGUUUCAAAAAUCUUCGGAUUCUUUCACCAUACCCCGUGUUUGUUGUUUUCACAAAGCUGAUAUUUAACAGUUACAUUUGCAACUGUAUCACAGUUUGCUGACUGCACCGUGUACACGAUAGUCACCUGGCGCUAAAGUUCCAUUAUUCAUACAGAUUUUUGUUUGAAUUAUUUAAGCGAAGUUUGGAAGAGUAUACACAAGGUCAUAAUCAGCUUGAGAGAUAUGGAUGCGAUUUGAUUAAACCGACCAUGUUUCUCCCUUCAAUGCAACGCUGCUUCUACACCCUGCCUUCUCUUCACAGUUCUGUUCAAAAAGCUAACAUUAACUAUAUGACCAGAAAAAGCUUUGAAUGUUUUUUUUCAAAUGUACAAAUACAAAAUCCCGUUAUGAU